CAGUCUGUGUUUGGAUCCUAUUGUAUGUGUCAGUGCCUUUACUCACGUAGAUAUUCAUUACGCCUUAAUCUUAGCAAAAGAAUUUCAUUCUUUCUGCUUAUUCUAUGUGAAUUAGAAUUUGUUCAUUACCCUUAUUGUUCUGUCUAGAGACUGCUCGGUGAUCCUUAUGGAUGACACAAACCAAACUGUCGUGAACGGAUUCAUCCUUAUUGGUCUCUCUGAUGUUCCAUACCUACAAGUUAUGUUCUUCUUGCUGUUCUUGGCUAUGUACAUAACGACCCUGUUGGGAAACCUGUUAAUUAUGUUAGCGGUGAGACUGAAUACUCAGCUCCAGACCCCGAUGUACUUCUUCCUCAGCACUCUCGCCUUCAUUGACAUCUCCUUAUCCUCUUCCAUAGUUCCUCAAAUCAUGGUAAACACAAUAGCCCCCGGCAGAAUUAUUACCGUGUUGGCUUGUGCGGCCCAAAUGUUUAUAUCUUUAGUUUUGGGGGGCACUGAGUGUUUGAUGCUGGCCGUCAUGGCCUUCGAUCGAUACGUAGCCAUCUGUAAACCUUUACACUACAAUAUUAUCAUGAACAAGAGAUGGUGUAUUAUACUGAAUACAGGGUCCUGGGCUAUCUGUAUUAUUAAUUCCACCAUCCAUGUGGCUCUCACUUUUCAGCUGCCUUUUUGUAGGUCCCACCGCGUCAACCAUUUCUUCUGUGAGGUGCCACCUUUCAUCCGCAUGUCUUGCAAGGACACUUGGUUAAACGAGGUUGGUAUGUAUACCUCGGCUGUAUUUAUUGUCGUGUGUUCCUUUUUAUUGACUCUAAGUUCAUACGUUCAUAUAAUCUCCACCAUAGUAAAGAUCCCUUCCUCCAGAGGAAGACUUAAAGCUUUCUCCACCUGCACUUCCCAGCUGACUGUGGUCUUUAUCUACUACGGCACCAUUAUGCCCAUGUAUCUGCGCUCACGGUCAAUAUACUUUUCUGAGAGAGACAGGGUUGUGACCAUUUUGUAUACGACGGUGAUCCCGAUGGUCAAUCCCAUUAUCUAUAGUAUUAGAAAUAAGGAUGUUAAAGGUACCAUAAAAAGAUUAUUGGAAUGGGCAUCUCUUAAAAAAGUGUCUAACCUGAGAUUUGUAGCUAAUAAAUUCAGCUAGAUGACCGUUGCAGGUUUAUCUUAAAUCAUAUUCCUCCACUAAUGCACCAAACACUUGAAAACAGUUGAAAUCCUAUGAUUGCUAAUAAUGGAGUUAUUUGUGAAGUUUAUUAUGGAGCCAACCCAUACACUCCCCAAGGAUCUAACUCAAGAAGGUUCACUUUCUUAUGUUCCACGUCCUCUUCCCUGAGCACCAGACCAUGAUGUCAUAGAUUGAUGUGUGAUG
Messenger RNA from Spea bombifrons (plains spadefoot toad), 1366 nucleotides. Its product is annotated as olfactory receptor 1019-like. Lineage: Eukaryota; Metazoa; Chordata; Amphibia; Anura; Pelobatidae. The record is from RefSeq and is a predicted model, not a curated record. Gene Ontology annotation, molecular function: olfactory receptor activity; G protein-coupled receptor activity. Gene Ontology annotation, cellular component: membrane. Gene Ontology annotation, biological process: G protein-coupled receptor signaling pathway. The transcript has a single exon. Bases 167 to 1141 code for a protein of 324 amino acids.